AUGUUAUAUAGGGAGGCUUUGCUUAUGGUCAAUUUGUAUCACGAUGGAAAAGUAAAAGUUGUAGGUGAAGUUGCGGAAGCCGAUGGGGCAGCCAAGGGACCACCGCAAGAGACGGUGUUCUCGCUGACCAUACAACCGACUGUUGGCGAUUCUUUCGAUCUUCAGUUUGUGAUGAUGCGCGUGAUGAAAUUGUGGUUCUUUUACAGAUUAACAGUGCCGAGAUGGUGCAAGGCCAAGAGUCAUCAAGUGCUGCUAGAGCGCGAGGCGACAUGUCCCAAGACAUGUUUCAGCCUUCAGUUGAACGGCGUUACGCUUGGUUUCUCAGAAAUCCGAGCCGUGGUAGGUCUCGUAGACGGAAGUGUUCUACAUGUUGUGGAAGAGCCUUACACAAUGAGGGAAGCUCGCAUUCAUUUGCGUCAUGUGCGUGAUUUGUUGAAGAAUGGUGAUCAAGCUGAUGCCGCAUCUGCGGUUGAUCUGACGUCGCGUCAUUUUUGCCUUCGGUGA
This is a messenger RNA of Cylicostephanus goldi, 504 nucleotides long. NCBI's taxonomy places the organism in Eukaryota, Metazoa, Nematoda, Chromadorea, Rhabditida, Strongylidae. The record is from the annotation of a GenBank genome assembly.